This is a messenger RNA of Rhea pennata, 4863 nucleotides long. It is a transcript of the gene GUCY2D, whose product is annotated as guanylate cyclase 2D, retinal. Gene Ontology annotation, biological process: receptor guanylyl cyclase signaling pathway; protein phosphorylation; intracellular signal transduction. The transcript has 20 exons. Gene Ontology annotation, molecular function: adenylate cyclase activity; protein kinase activity; guanylate cyclase activity. NCBI's taxonomy places the organism in Eukaryota, Metazoa, Chordata, Aves, Rheiformes, Rheidae. The coding region runs from base 1 to 4212 and encodes 1403 amino acids. Gene Ontology annotation, cellular component: plasma membrane. The record is from RefSeq and is a predicted model, not a curated record.
AUGCGGCCCCACGGUGACAUCAUCGGCCCCGGUGACAUCAUCACCCGCGGUGACAUCAGCUCCCACGGUGACACCUGCCAUGGUGGUGUCUCCCCUGGUGACAUCCCCCACGAUGACUUUGCCUCUGGUGGCUUCUGCCACGGUGGCAUCUCCCGCAAGGGCCUCUUGUGCGGUGGCAAUUCCCACGGUGACAUCAUCGCCCACAGUGGCAUCUCCCACGGUGACAACUUCCACAGCGACAUCUCCCCUGGUGACAUCUCCCAUGGGGACAUCUCCUGCAGUAGCAUCUCCCACAGGGACAUUUCCCGUGGUGGUAUCUCCCACAGUGACUUGGCCCACGGUGGCAUGUCCCACAGUGGUGGCAUCUCCCAUGACAGCACCUGCCAUAGUGGCAUCUUGCAUGGUGGCAACUCCCAUGAAGACCCUGCUCAUGGUGGCAUCUCCCAUGGUGGCGUCUCGUGUGACAGCAUCUCUCACAGUGGUGGCAUCUCCCAUGGUGAUGGCAUCUCCCAUGAUGAUAUUUCCCAUAGCGCCAUCUCACAUGGUGGCAUCUGCCAUGACAAUGUCUCCCAAGGUGGCAUCUCCCAUGGUGGUGUCAUCUUCCGUGAUGGCAUCUCCUAUGAUGGCAUCUACCGUGGUGGCUUCUCCCACGAUGGCAUCUCCUCUGACGGCGUCUUGCACGAUAGUGGCAUGUCCCACAAUGGUGGCAUCUCCCUUGGUGGCAUCUGCCAUGAUGGCACCUCCCGUGACAGCACUUCCCAUGGCGGCACCUCCCACGGCAGCACCUCCCAUGGCAGCACCUCCCAUGGUGGCACCUCCCACGGCGGUGGCCUCUCCCAUGAUGGCAUCUCCCAGGACGAUGGCACUUCCUGCACCGUUGCCUCCCGCAGUGGUGGCACCUCCCAUGGCUUCCUCCUCCGCCUUUCCAACCACCCCCGGUGGCCUCACCACCUCCUCCUGCUGCUGCUGCUCCUCCUCCUCCCACCCCCUUCACAAGGGGCCACCUUCAAGGUGGGGGUGAUGGGUCCCUGGAGCUGUGACCCUCUCCUGUCCCGGGCCCUGCCCGACGUGGCCUCCCGCUUGGCCGUGGCCCGGCUCAACCGGGACCCGACGCUCAACGAAGGCUACUGGUGGGACGCGGUGGUGCUGCCGGAGGCGUGCGUCACCCCCCAGGCCGUGGCGGGGCUGCUCAGCGCCGAGCGUUACGCCACGGGGCUGGUGGGACCCCUCAGCCCGGGGGCUUGCGGGGCCGCGGGGCUCCUGGCCGCUGCCUGGAACAAACCUUUGGUGUCCUGGGGGUGCAUGGGGGCCCCCGAAGGGUGGCCCACCCUGGCACCGCCGCUGCCGGCCCCCGCCGGGCUGCUGCACGCCGUCCUGCGCUUCUUCCGCUGGGCCCACGUGGCCGUGCUCACCGCCCACCACGACCUCUGGCGCGAGGUGGGGCAGGGCCUGGCCGAUGGGCUCCGGGCCCGGGGGCUCCCCGUCACCGUGGUCACCUCCACCGGGCCCCACGAGGACGAGGCCCGCGACGCCCUGCGGCGGGUGCAGCGGGCCGACGGCGUCAGAGUGGUGGUGCUGUGCAUGCACUCGGUGCUGCUGGGCGGCGAGGAGCAGCGGGUGCUCCUGGAGAAGGCGGAGGACAUGCGCAUGACCGAUGGCACCUACGUCUUCAUCCCCUACGACGCCCUCACCUUCCCCCUGCCCUACCACCGCGUGCCCUACCCCAUCCUGGCCAACAACACCAAGCUGCGCCUGGCCUACGACGCCGUCCUCACCAUCACCAUCGACUCGCCCGAGGUGGACUUCCACGAGGCCCUGCGCCAAGCCCAGGAGGCCUAUGAGAUCCCCGGCCACAUCGACCCCACCCAGGUCCACCCGCUCUUUGCCACCAUCUACAACUCCAUCUUCUUCCUGGCCAAGGCGGUGGAGGCCACGCGGCGCGCCGGGCGCUGGGUGAUGGGCACCAGCGUGGCUGAGCACGCCCGGGACUUCAACCUGGAGGGCUUCUGCCAGCCGCUGGCCGUGGACGAGGACGGGGACGUCAGCGUCCCCUACGUGGUGCUGGACACGGACGGCAAGGGCGACCAGCUGCGGCCCGUCUACGGGCUGGAGCCGGGCACGCGGGGGCUGCGCUCCCUCGGCCACAGCGUCCACUGGCCCCACGGCGCCAGCCCCGGCACCGACGCCAGCUGCUGGUUCGACUCGGGCGCCAUCUGCAACGGGGGCAUGGAUGCCAGUUUCGUCCUCCUCAUGUUCACCCUCGUCUGCGCCCUCAUCAUGGCGGGGGCCGCCCUCGCCUGCUUCAUCAGGCGCCGCAUCCAGCAGGCCCAGCUGAUGAAGGGGCCCAACAAGAUCAUCCUCACCCUGGAGGACCUGACGUUCAUCAACACCCAGAGCAGCAAACGGGUGGACGAGAGCCGCGCCAGCCUGGCCAGCCGCAGCGGCGCCGACGCCAAGAGCAUCCGGAGCGUCACCGCCGGCCCCGAGGCCACCAACGUGGCCAUCGCCGAGGGAGCCGAAAAGCCGCCGGGGAACGGCCACCUUCCCCUCCUCCUCCUCUUGUUUAACCAGCAGGGCCUUGUCGCCUCCGUGCAGGGCGACUGGGUCUGGCUGAAGAAGUUCCCCGGGGACCAGCACAGCGAGGUGAAGCCGGCCACCAAGUUGGCCUUCUGCAAGCUGCGGGACCUGCGCCAUGAGAACGUCAACCUCUUCCUGGGCUUCUUCCACGACUGCGGCAUCUUCGCCAUCGUCUCGGAGCACUGCUCCCGGGGCAGCCUCGAGGACCUGCUCCGCAACGAGGACAUGAAGCUCGACUGGAUGUUCAAGUCCUCCCUCCUCCUUGACCUCAUCAAGGGCGUGCGCUACCUGCACCACCGCGACGUGGUCCACGGGCGCCUCAAGUCGCGCAACUGCGUGGUGGACGGGCGCUUCGUGCUCAAGGUCACCGACCACGGCUUCAACCAGCUGCUCGAGGCCCAGCGGGUGGUGGCCCCGCCCCUCCAGCCCCACGAGCGGCUGUGGACGGCGCCGGAGCUGCUGCGGGAGCCGGCGCUGGAGCGCCGCGGCACCACGCGCGGUGACGUGUACAGCGUGGGCAUCAUCAUGCAGGAGGUGAUCUGCCGCGGCGCCCCCUACUGCUCGCUCGGCAUGGCCGCCGCAGAGAUCAUCCAGAAGGUGGAGAAACCCCCACCACUGUGCCGGCCCUCGGUGUCACUGGACCAGGCGCCCCUCGAGUGCAUCCAGCUGAUGAAGCAGUGCUGGAGUGAGCAGCCCGAGAGGCGCCCCACCAUUGACCAGAUCUUUGACCAGUUCAAGAACAUCAACAAGGGUCGGAAAACGAACAUCAUUGACUCCAUGCUACGCAUGCUGGAGCAGUACUCCAGCAACCUGGAAGACCUCAUCCGCGAGCGCACUGAGGAGCUGGAGAUUGAGAAGCAGAAGACCGACAAGCUCCUCACCCAGAUGCUGCCCCCGUCAGUGGCUGAGGCGCUGAAGAUGGGCACCCCCGUGGAGCCUGAGUACUUCGAGGAGGUAACACUCUACUUCAGCGACAUCGUGGGCUUCACCACCAUCUCGGCCAUGAGCGAGCCCAUUGAGGUGGUCGACCUCCUCAACGACCUCUACACCCUCUUUGACGCCAUCAUCGGUGCCCAUGACGUCUACAAGGUGGAGACCAUCGGGGACGCCUACAUGGUGGCCUCGGGGCUGCCCAAGCGCAACGGGAACCGCCACGCCGGCGAGAUCGCCAACAUGUCGCUCGACAUCCUCAGCUCCGUCGGCACCUUCAAGAUGCGCCACAUGCCCGAGGUGCCCGUGCGCAUCCGCAUCGGCCUCCACUCGGGGCCCUGCGUAGCUGGGGUUGUGGGCCUCACCAUGCCGCGCUACUGCCUCUUUGGCGACACCGUCAACACGGCCUCCCGCAUGGAGUCCACCGGCCUGCCCUACCGCAUCCACGUGAACGUCCGCACCGUCACCAUCCUCCACGCGCUCAAGGAGGGCUUCAAGCUCGACAUCCGGGGCAAGACGGAGCUCAAGGGCAAAGGUGUGGAGGAUACGUACUGGCUCGUGGGCCGGGAGGGCUUCAACAAGCCCAUCCCCACCCCCCCAGACCUGCUGCCUGGUGCCAGCAACCACGGCAUCAGCCUGGACGAGAUCCCGCCCGAGCGGCGCCGCAAGCUGGAGAAGGCCCGGCCGGGGCAGGUGCCCAAAUAGCUGCGGGCUGAGGGGCCUGCUAGAACUGCCAGAGUUUGGAGUCCUCCAGACCAUAGAGACCUGUCCCCAGGGCGACCUCCAUAGAGCCACUCUGUGCCUGUGUGCAGCCCUUCUCUAUGGUCACAGAGCACAUCUCCAAUGGAGGCCUUGGAGUCCUCCAGACCACAGAGGUGGGGCUGGAGGGCCCCUCCCCGGAGCCGCUCUGCACCUCCAUGGAGCCCUGCUUGGCGGCCCCCUCACUGUGAGCAUAGAGACCGCCGAGCUGCAGCUAGAGUGGCCCUUCCACAGAGCCACUCUGCACCUCCCCGGUGCCCUCCCCACGCUCUAUGGUCCCCCUUUCCCGGCUCUCCUGUGACCACGGAGCCCCGCGCCCAGAGCGGCGGCCUAGCACGUGCCCCAGGGCAUUGUGGGACUUGGGCCCAUGAGCCCGGUGCAUCAUGGGAUGCUGACCGCCAUCCGGAUUGCUGCAGCUGCUGCCGGCCCCGGGGCAUGAUGGGAGCCGGCUUGGCCUGGGCCCACCCUUGGCCUUCCUCCAGGAGCAUCAUGGGAAGGCAGCCCAGGGGCAUGAUGGGACAUGGGGGGGGGGAAUACCCAUCUGGCAGUCAAAAAUCCCCCCCUUAAAGGGAUUUUCCCCCUUCUUAAAGGGGCAGA